UGGAGGAGGAGACUUGUUUUUGUUCAAGGAGCUGCAGUGACGCAGAGCUGAGCAGAGAGAGGGAAACUUUUUAACCAAAAGGUGAGGAGGCACCACGAGAAUGUGGGCGUGCCUCAGCCUGCUCGUCACUCUCUGCCAGCUCCACGGGGGCGGUGCGGAGAGUGUCGGGGGCGGGCCUCGAUGUCAGCUGCCUCCGUCCUGGAGGAUAGGAGAGGUGGAGCCGAUGAAGGGCACGAUGGGCCAGGUGACGGUGGUGGCCCUUUUACAGGCCAGCUGAUUGUUCUGCUUGGUGCAGGCUUCCAGAAUGGACGGCCUGCGCCAAACGGUGGAGGGUCAGGGUCUGAAGAACGUGUCCUACAUGGUCGUUAACCAGCAGGGGGAGCCAGCACUGCGCCUCCACACCAUGCUGGCACAGAGACUGUCGGUGAACAUCACCCUCUACAAACAGGACGAGCAGCAGCCUGAUGUCUGGCAGGCACUGAGCGGAGGGAAGGAUGACUUUCUCGUUUAUGACAGGUGUGGCCGUCUCACCCACCACAUCUCCCUUCCCUACUCCAUCAUCGGGCAAGGCUAUGUGGAGGGCGCGAUCAAAGAUGCCUACUGCAAACGCACAUGUGGGGACUGUGCGCACGAGAGCACUGAGACACCAGAGGAGUGCGCAGAGAAAGCAGUCGCACAGCCUGAUGCAGACGCUCCCCCAGCUGUAGAGGAAGACACUGGGCGUGGUCACCAUCACCAUGGUCAUGGCCACCAUGGGGAUAAUCACGGUGUUCAACCCCGGGGCCAUGAUCGCCACCGUGGUCAUGGAGACCACAAUGGCGCUGGCCAGCAAGGUGUAAGACACCAGGGGCACGAGCGAGAUGCCGGGCUAUCACAAGGGCAACAUCACUUCGAUUUAGGCCAGAUGCAGAUAGCACAGGAGGCCCCCGGGGCCCCUGUGAUGCCCUGAGUGCAAGAGAAGGCCAGCUGCAAGUCAAAGCACAGCUGACAGUGGGCAGCAGGCUCCGACAACGAAGCCUCUCCCAAGGCCAGCUGAUGCUGACACUGACGCAGGCUGUUUGGCAACGCGGGGAGCGAGCAGCCGCUCGGCCUGUGACACUGUGACGAGGCGCUGCCCGCCUCCUGACAGUGACACGGACUGACUGGCGACGCAACCAAUAGUGUCAGGGAGACCUGACAGUGACGCUCGCCCCCCGCUGACUGACAGCAGCCUCAGCCAGCUCAAUGAGCCUGACCCGCCGGUGCGAGCUGAGGAUGAGAGCAGCUGUAGGCUGACUCUGAUUUCAGCCUCUUAUUAAGACCAUCCAGAAACACCGGGGCCAAGCGCUCUUUUAUGCCAACUACCCCUGAGGGAGGGCAGGGUGACCCCUGACAUGCAUGCACGUGGGAUAGAUGAACACGAGUCCAACAUCACAUUGAUAAAGAUUAAAUAAUGCCAACGAUUUGGCAGCUCGUUAACUCAUUUGGCGACAGGCACGCAAAUAAUUAGAUCGUGCCUUAAAGAACGUAUGCCGUGUUUCACCUGUUCUCCACGUGUGUGUGUCAGCGGGUCGCCCUCAUCCUUUCUCAGGCGUGCACGUGGUUGUCGUGUUCACGAAUGGGCCCCCUCCAUUUAGCUCUCUCCGUCCUUUAUGAAGCCAGGCGCGGAAACUACGCUCUAGUGGCGUCUGUAUGAGGUCAGGCUGGAGAGAGAGGAGAGGGUGGGUUCAGGAACACGAUAAACACGUUAAACAUUUCAAAGGGAAGCACAGGAGAUUAUUUGAGGAAACAGAAGAAGAAGAAAAAAUCCGUAUUGAAUCUGCAAAAACAAAACCAAAUGACAUCAGAUUGACCUUAAAGAAGGUUGCAGUCAAUGCCACAUUUUUUUGUUGGGGAAAACCUGAAAAGUACUGGUCCGUUACUGGGAAAACAAUCCUUACAAAAUUUAAAAGCAAGCCUUUAAAAGUUUAUACCACUGAUGUGUUUGUCUGUAUGCUUAUUUUUCGUGUCGUUCUUAGAGCCUGCAAGCUUAAACAUAUAUCAGGUGUUUCUUUACCCACAAACAUGCACAUUUUGAAUGCUGAGUGCUUAGCAUUCCUUUGCAAGGGGAAAAAAAAAAUACAAGACUCUAUUGUUUGGAAAAGGGCAGAGGGAAAAUGAGAGUGACGCGAUGUUGGAAUACACUCUGUACUCAAUGAUGGUUUCAGCGGGAAGAUUAAAAGUCACCCUGAAAACCUGAUGCUUGCACAGAGAACUGUGUUGUGAGAAGGCUGUCAAACAUGGAAACUGAGUGUUGAAUAAAGAUGGUUGAGUUAC
Messenger RNA from Anarrhichthys ocellatus (wolf-eel), 2295 nucleotides. RefSeq names its product selenoprotein P (gene selenop). Lineage: Eukaryota; Metazoa; Chordata; Actinopteri; Perciformes; Anarhichadidae. Gene Ontology annotation, cellular component: extracellular region. Gene Ontology annotation, biological process: selenium compound metabolic process. Gene Ontology annotation, molecular function: selenium binding. The record is from RefSeq and is a predicted model, not a curated record. The transcript is spliced from 5 exons.